CUCUCUUUCGUCUGAUCUUUUAACUUUCCCCGUCCUUUCGAAUUCAAAUCUUAAAGAUUUCCGUCUCAAAAUAUAAAUCGUCUGCGACUUAUAUGUUCCGGGAUUUUUAAAGGAAAUUUAGAUUUAACUUUUAAUUAGCUUUUUCUUAGAAAAAAAUUGUGGGUGCGGAUAUUGUUGAUUUGUUUUCAUUGAAAUUGUAGUUAUUGUUUCAAUUCGUUUUUGAGAUGGCUUCGAGUUUCGAUAGAUGGGAAAAGGAUCCUUUCUUCGUUGUGGCUGAAGAAGUUCAGGAAUCUGCCGACAGGAUGGAAUCGACAUACCGGACAUGGCUACACGCGAGAAAACAGGUUUCUAGUCCGUGGAAUUUCGAGGAACUUCGUAGGGACCUGCGUACAACCCUUGGCACCACCAAAUGGCAGUUAGAGGAGUUUGAGAGGGCUGUCCAAUCAAGUUACAAUGAGAAUUCAAGUGAGGAUGCUAGAGAUAGGCAUCGAGACUUUAUUGCGGCAAUUGAGGACUCAGUUUCGAAGAUUGAAAAAUCAUUGCAGGAAUCAACCUGUUCGGAGGGUAAGACAUCAAUGCCUUGGGUGCGUUUGGAUGACGUUGAACGAGAUGAUCUUGCUUUAUUUUUGUCCGGACCCUCUGCUUCGGGAGAGAAGAAACUUCCUCCUAAUUCCAGGGCUAAUGAAAUCCCACAAAGAAUCAAUAUAGAAUCUGUGCCAGAUUCAUCGAAGAAUUCAGGCCACUCUGUUGAGUGCAUCUCAUCUGAGGCUAAGGGCAAGAAGUCAAGUGGGCAUAGGAGGACUGCUAGUGCUGCUGACCUUGGCACUUGGAAGAUUGAUAUUAGUGAUGAUGUUUUACAACCGAACUCUUCCACAUGUCAGCCCUCCAUUCCCCCUCGAAAGGUACCAAGCUUCUCCGGUUUCCUAAAUUCCAUGGAAUCUGUAGCCAAGGUGAAGUGUUCGAAGAAUGGUUUCAGGAAGUGGAAGGCAGUAGGUCGUGAUCAAGAAUCUAGUACAGAGUUGUUGAGACCUCCUCAGUUGGCUAGGGGCCUCAAUGCAUGUUAUGAAAGAAGUAAGAGUUGCCUAGAUUGUGAUGAUAAUUACGAUAAGCAACUUUAUGGAUGGUAUGGGGCGAUUCAAAGACAGCUCCAAAGGUCUCAGUAUCAAAUGCGAUAUGGUCAUCCCAUUCGUCUCGCAAUUUGGAUCAUCCUCAUCUUUGGCUUGAUUGUUUUAAUCACAUAUCAUAUGAUAUGAAAAGGAUACAGAAUCUUCGACUGGCGGUUAAUACCCGGUGGCUAAAUAUUUGAGGGGAAGAUGGUUAAGGGGUCUAGCUUGUGCAUGCUAUGCUGGCACCUGGAUGUUACACCCAGUGAAAUAUUGAAUGAAGAUAGUUCAGUGAAAAGUAAGAGCAUCUUUCCCCUUUUUAUUUUCCUUGACAACCUCUUUGUCUCUCUUUCGAUUUUGAUUUUUUUCGGGUGAAGGGGAAGUCCUGUUGUUACUGGGGAGCAAAGGGAUGAUUGAUUGAGCUGAGGCAGUCGAAUCAUGUACUAUAUGUUUUCUUUUUCUUCCUGAAGAGCACUUUGUAUUAAUACAAAGCAUCUAGCAUUUUUAACCCCGUUCCCUACCGGUUUCCUUUUUAAGUUGUAACCGAUUAGGAACUGUGUAGAGGAAGUGGAAAACUUAUCGAAUUGGGACCUCAAUUAUGGAAAAUGUGGAAGUUCCUUUGCUUGUCUCA
Hibiscus syriacus is the source of this 1734-nucleotide messenger RNA. RefSeq lists its product as uncharacterized. Gene Ontology annotation, biological process: Golgi vesicle transport. Gene Ontology annotation, cellular component: membrane. The record is from RefSeq and is a predicted model, not a curated record. Bases 225 to 1253 code for a protein of 342 amino acids. The transcript is spliced from 5 exons. NCBI's taxonomy places the organism in Eukaryota, Viridiplantae, Streptophyta, Magnoliopsida, Malvales, Malvaceae.